Molecule: messenger RNA, 720 nt
Organism: Eimeria acervulina
Lineage: Eukaryota; Apicomplexa; Conoidasida; Eucoccidiorida; Eimeriidae
Product: protamine P1, putative
Exons: 4
Coding region: 1-720 (239 amino acids)
Cellular component (GO): nucleus; cytoplasm
Molecular function (GO): protein binding
Source: RefSeq, a predicted model, not a curated record
AUGCUGCUGAUACUCACAGACGGGUGUAGCGAGAUGGUGAAGCUGCUGCUGAGGAGGGGCGCAGCAAUUCGAAGGCCCGCAAAAGAUAAUAUGACGGCUUUGCAUUUUGCUGCUCAAAAGGGGCAUCAACAAGUCCUUGAAAUCCUUCUUCUUAAAGGGGCAUCAGUAGAUGCGCGUCUUUCUCGAGGGGGCAGGACAGCUCUGCAUUUGGCGUGCAAAGCAAAGCAGUUUGAAUCUGCAUUAACUCUAAUAGAAUUCGGAGCUAAUAUAGAGGCUCAGACAACUCAAGGCGAAACUGUCUUAGACUGGGUCUCCCCGGAAAUUGUUGCACUUCUUAAAAAAGCAGCAGCAGCAGCGUUAGAUAGAAAGCCAAAAGCUGCUGCUGCAGCAGCAGCAGAAGCAGAGCCUGAAGCAGCAGCAGAGCCUGCAGCAGCAGCAGGAGCAGCAGCAAAACCUGCAGCAGCAGCAGCAGCACAGACAGCGAGGAAGAGGCGGCGGGAGCAGCGAAGCAGCAGACAGGCAGAGCCAGCAGCAACAGCAGCAGCAGAAUCUGCAGCAGCAGCAGAUGCUGCUGCUGCUUCUGAUCCUCCUGCUGCUGAUGCUCCUACUGCUGCUGCCCCUGCUGCUGAUGCAUCAGCAGCAGCAGCAGCAGCAGCAGCAAAGAAACCUAAAGUAGUUUUAACUGUGCUGCAGGAGGAAGCAGAAGAAAGAGAUGUAUGA